This is a messenger RNA of Mugil cephalus (flathead mullet), 1568 nucleotides long. It is a transcript of the gene tnfaip8l2b, whose product is annotated as tumor necrosis factor, alpha-induced protein 8-like 2b. Gene Ontology annotation, biological process: regulation of apoptotic process. The record is from RefSeq and is a predicted model, not a curated record. Bases 419 to 979 code for a protein of 186 amino acids. Gene Ontology annotation, cellular component: cytoplasm. Lineage: Eukaryota; Metazoa; Chordata; Actinopteri; Mugiliformes; Mugilidae. The transcript has 3 exons.
GUCAGCAGUACAGGGCAGAGCAGGGAGAGAGAGACGAAGGGUGAGCAGUGAGGGCAAGAGAGAAAUACAGCGGUUCUGGAGAGUGAAUUUGAAUUUUCAGAGGGAAACGCAUGAUAGGGCAGUGAGUGAAACAGAGAAAGAGAGAGAGAGAGAGCCGUAGACACACACACUGAGGGGUGUGUCAUAGCAAUUGAGUUCCUCAAGGAAGUACAACUCAACAUUAUCUUAAGACAGGGUGGUAAGCACUGACAGAAGCGCUGCGAAAGGGCAGUUUUUUUUUUUUGAAGGUUUUGGUUCUGCUCAAGGUGAAGAUGGAGAGAUCCCGUUAAACUAACCGACCUGUGCUGUCAACUUGAUACACAGAGAGAGAGAGAGAUCUGACACAGAGAAGGAGGGAGGGGGCCCCACACAGGCAACAAUGGACGCCUUUAGCUCCAGGGACAUGGCCAUGAAGGUUCAGAAGAAGAUCCUCAGCAGCAUGGCCAGCAAAAGCUCGGUUCAAAUGUUCAUCGAUGACACCACCAGCGAGAUCCUGGAUGAACUCUACCGGGUCUCCAAAGAGUACUCGCAAAACAAAUCAGAGGCUCAGAAAGUCAUCAAAGACCUGGUCAAGAUCGCAGUCAAGAUUGGCGUGCUGUUCAGAAACAACCGCUUCAGCCCAGAGGAGCUGGGAGUGGCCCAAGACUUUAAGAAGAAGCUGCACCAAGGGGCCAUGACAGCUAUCAGCUUCUACGAGGUGGACUUCACCUUUGACAAUGCUGUGAUGUCGGAACUACUGUCGAGCUGUAGGGAUCUGCUGCUGAAGCUGGUCAACCAACACCUCACCCCUAAAUCUCAUGGCCGCAUCAACCACGUCUUCAACCAUUACUCCGACCCCAAGCUCCUGACCAAACUGUACGAUCCCAAUGGCCCCUUCAAAACCAACCUCAGCAACAUCUGUAAAGGACUCAACAAACUGGUGGAGGAUGGGACAAUAUGACACAUGAACAGACACAUAUCACAGACAGACACUGGGAGAUCAACAGGUAGACUCAACUGAGACAAACUGCUGGACAAAACUCCUCUUACUGCUGCUGAGCAGUGGCGACGUAAGAGGCCAGUGAUUUGAGUGCUAAUAUACUGCCACAGUUCUCAAAGAACAUGUGGAAUAAGAAUAAAGUCGGUUGAGUCAUUCCUCAAUUUUGUAAUGUUUAAAGGUGACUUAUAUACUGUAUAUAUGGAGAGAGAUGACAGAAUUGUGAUGCCUGUUCAAACAGUGAAGCCAAACUUGAACAUGAACAGAUUUCUAUUGUAUCAGCCAUUGUAUUGGCAUAUGAAAUGUCAUCCAGUGUUUAAUAUCUGUGACCUUGAAAUGUUAUAUUCAGAACUACUGAUGCAUUCUGGAGAGGAGGAGUCAAAUCAGCCAGGUAGACUACAUGAUCAAGAAAGAAGGGGAACAGUGUAAUACAGCACUGCCAUCUGGUGGUCAAGGGGAUGUUUUAGUGUAAUGAAUCUACUGAAGUGUCCAGAUGAUGAUGCAGCCGAUAAUAAAGCAAAUAUAAGCACAGUGGACAUUACUCCCACAAACA